Messenger RNA from Bactrocera tryoni, 4156 nucleotides. RefSeq names its product probable ATP-dependent permease (gene E23). Gene Ontology annotation, molecular function: ATP binding; ABC-type transporter activity; ATP hydrolysis activity. The record is from RefSeq and is a predicted model, not a curated record. The transcript is spliced from 9 exons. Bases 761 to 4156 code for a protein of 1131 amino acids. NCBI's taxonomy places the organism in Eukaryota, Metazoa, Arthropoda, Insecta, Diptera, Tephritidae. Gene Ontology annotation, cellular component: plasma membrane.
UUCAGUGGUCUUUGACGACGAAAGACCAGAUCAGUUGAGAUCACGUUCAGCUCGGUGGCACGACGCGUUCAAACCAAUCGCACCACAAGUACCUAAUUCAUUAACAAUAACAACGCAACGCCUGCUUACGAAUAUUCAAUAACAACAAAUAUCGAUCAGAAUCAGAAAGAAGAGAAGAAUUAUCGCAGAUUGAACGAAAGAAAUGUAAAUAACUGAAAAUACCUAAGUGCAUACAAACAAACUUCCACAGAUCGGGAAAUCGUUUUGUCUCACUUGAUUUUCCGGUGGAAUACUUUAAUUCUCUUUGUUGGUUGUUUUUAUCUUUGUUUAUUUUGCUCCAACACACAUUUUCCUUGUUUGCCAUUGUUGAUACAAAAAGAUUAGACGGCGGUGUAGAUAUGAAAAAUUCGAUGUGGAAAUAAUUGUGAGCGCGCAUAAGUGUAAGAAAAGAAAAGAAAACGAAAGAAAAAACAGAAAAAUCAAAAAUGCAUACGAAGAAAGUGUAAAUGAUAAAAAUACAGAGAUUAAAAAAAUUAUAAAUAUAUAUAGUGAAAUAUAUUAUAGAAGAACGUGAAAAAUAUUUACAUACAUACAUGUACAUAUAUACAUACAUAUGUAUGUAAGUGUAUGUGACAAAAAUAUGUCAGCUGUGGAGAGUGAGUUGCAAUAAACCGUUAAUUUGUGGCACCGCAACAUAAGUAAAGACGUAAAAACGCCAACCCCAAAAGUGUACACGCCGCACAGCAACAAAGGGGUGAUAAUGAUUAUUUCCAAAGAUCUCUUCAUAUUCGGCGAACAAAUUUUUGCAACAAUCAUCCCAGAAAGCGGAUCGUCACCGACCGCACAGCAACAAUCGUCAGCGACAACGCAACAACAACAAGUAUCGUCCCAGGAUCCUGUCGCAAUUAUAAAUACAACAACAGCAUUUACGACCGACAUCGAGGCAGCGGCUGAAAUACUGCCCACUUUGAAUGCAGCUGAUGCAACAACAAAAUCAACAAAGAAACCAUCAACAAAGGAACUCAAAAGCGGUGCAGCAACUACAGCAACGAUCGCCUUCGGAGCAGCUGAUUCCAGUGUACUUUUGGAUGCAAAAUUGCAUCAAGCCCCAAAGGAAGUGCAGCUAAAUAAUAUACAAUACCGCCAUCAAUUGCAACGACAACAGCAACCGCAGCAGCAGCAAAUGAGAACAAGAAGCAGAGAAAGCCAACAAAAGAGUCAAAGCGGCGGCGAAAACGGCUACAGGACAAAUAAGUUGUUGUAUACGAAUAGCACGGGAAAGCGACAACAACAGCAACAACACGAACGCUUGCUGAACAGUUUCGGCACGACGGCCGCGACCACAACAACAGCGACCGCGUCAGCGACAGGAAACCACGCGGCGACAUCGGUGAUCAUUCAGCUAGAGGAAGACGCCAACGGCAAGAAGAAGCCAUUAAUGAAGAGAAACUUCACAAAGAUAAUUGCAAAGCCGCUAAUUGCAGCAACAGCAGCCACCACUGGUACUAACAUUGGCAUUGGCAGUGGCAGUGGCGCGGACACGAACGGUGGCACGGUGACGAUCGCAGGCAUAGACGCAACCGCAACAGCCGCUAUUGAGGAGGCAAAUCAAACAAGCGAUUUCGCAACACACGAGGUAACGCCACUGCUGCCAGCCGACCGAACUGAACUGCAAACACAACAACAGCAGCCGCAGCCACAGUCACAGUCACAGCAACAAUUGGAGCACACAAUCGCCGAUCGUCGUCUACAACUGCAACUCCACUUGCCAGCGGCAGAGGAAGGUGUUGCCAGCGACGAUCUGCCAACCGCUUCGACCACAACAACAAGCACCGCCACUUCCGAUCGCGGCAGUUACGACACGACCGCUGUCGCCGAGUCACCUUUUGCCGGCCACAAUUCAAGUCUAAACUCCAACGAGGAUUUGCCGUCAUUGACAACAACGACAACAACAGCAACAACGGCUACAAUGAACAAAGUCAUUUUGGGCAACAACACAAGCAGCGAUCAAACAAUGUCUACAUUUCCUUUCAUAUCCGAUGCGGAACCGCACCACCGCACGCUACAGUUGUCAUUCCAGAAUAUAAACGUACUCCACAACGAGCGCCAGAUUCUCUCCGAUGUGAGUGGCUCAGUAAGGCCUGGUGAGGUUUUAGCCGUAAUGGGCCCAUCUGGCAGUGGGAAGACGACAUUGCUCGACUGCCUCAGCGGGCAGCGGCGCUUCGAUAGUGGCGGCGUCUACCUCAAUCGCGAGCCGCUCUCUAAAAAGUGGCGCCGCAAGAUCUGCUAUGUGCUGCAAGAGGAGAUAUUUUUCUCGGGACUGACCCUUAGAGAGACCGUUAUGUACACGGCAUUGUUACGGCUGCCAGAGAAAAUGCCAAAGUCGGAGAAAAUUCAAUUGGUGGAUCGUAUACUGGAAGCGCUGGAGCUAACCUUUUGUCAACACACGAAAUUUGGCGAUUACCUCAAUCGUGGACUGUCGGGUGGUGAAAAGAAGCGCGCCAAUAUCGCAUGCGAGUUAUUAACUAACCCGUUGGUGAUGUUAUUAGAUGAGCCAACAUCCGGCCUUGACAGUCAUUCUGCCAUAUCGCUCAUGAAUUUUCUUAAGCGCUACGCGGUGCAAGAGCAGAAGACUGUGGUGAUCACCGUUCAUCAGCCGUCUUCGCAAAUGUUCCACAUGUUCGAUAAGCUGUUGCUGCUCUAUAGCGGUCGCACUGCAUACUUUGGUGAGGUGAAUAAUGUUUACACGUAUUUUGAAAGUAUCGGAGUUGCCAUCAAGCCACACUACAAUCCCGCGGAUUUUGUAUUGGAACAGCUGAAGUCGUACCCUAAAAUUCGCGAAAAGCUUUUCAUAGCCGCCAAAGAAUCGCAUGGCAACUACUUGAACAGAAACUGCAUAACGGUGAACACGAACAAUCAACGCAACCAGCAGCACCACUCCAACAAGCAUCAGUUGGACAUACGACGUAAUGGCGCGGCUGGUGACACAAUGUCCCACAUUUCACCCAACACAACUACCAACAGCCCUUCCACUACCACCGAAAUCGUUCACGAGAAACCGCUCAAGCACGAUGCACUCAUCAACGAUAUCAUCAACAAUUACUACAAAGACAUACACAACAAUCACACAAACCAUAUCAAUCAUGAUGCCAUGUUGAUCAUAAAUGACCACCAGAACACCAAUGAGGAGGCGUCGCAACAGCUGUGGUAUGGACACGAUUCCCAAUCAAAUUCGAGCGCCACGUCGAGUGAUUGCCAGCGCUACGAGAGCUGCGGCGACACCGACUGGCUCGAUUAUCCGACGAGUUUUCACACGCAAUUCUGUGUGCUGUCUAGUAGAAAUUUCAAGGAGGCCAAACCGCGUAUGUUAUCCAAGUUGAAUUGGUUCCAAACGAUCGGCUUGGCACUGAUGGCUGGUUCCAUUUGGUUUCAAAUACCCCGUACCGAGGAGUUCCUACAUGAUUUGCAAGGCUGGAUGUUCUUCUCGCAGACGUACUGGAUGCUGUUUGCGCUUUUCGGCGCUUUAAAUUCAUUCCCUGCCGAGCGCGAAGUUAUCAGCAAAGAGCGUCGCUCGGGCGCCUACAGGCUUUCUGCCUAUUACUUGGCGAAAAUGUUUGGCGAACUGCCUUUGGUUGUGACGCUACCGACUGUUUACCUCAUGAUAUCCUACCCGAUGCUCGGCUGUACCAGCUUCAAACUCUUCUCCUUGAUGUUGGUCUUUUUGCUGCUUAACACAAUUGUGGCGCAAAGUGUGGGCUUCUUCAUCGGCGCCUGUUGCAUGGAUAUGAAUGUCAGCAUCACAUUGAGCGCACUCUACACACUGGCGACACAACUAUUCGGCGGCUAUUUGUCGACACGCAUCCCCGAGGGGCUCAGCUGGAUCCGCUACACCUCAAUGAUACACUACGCAUAUCAGAAUAUGCAGAUUUUAGAGUUUCGCGAAGGACCAGUGAUAAGUUGUGGCAACCCUAGUAGCUUUGAAUUCUGUAAAAGUGGUGACACGACGACCACAUUCAUUCCAUACGAGGAGAUACUCAAGGCACAAAACUCCACCUCACCGCUUUGGCUCAACACGCUUGUUUUAAUGAUGUUCUUCGUGGUAUUCCGCUGUCUCGGCUACGCGGUGCUGCGCUACUUCCGCUGCCCCAAAACGUGA